AUGCUGUACACUUUAGCAGGAGGGGGCACGCUCUGCGGCGUGGCCGCCCUCGUGCUUCUCAUCGUCUCCACUGCGACCGACUUCUGGAUGCAGUAUCGAUACUCGGGGAGCUCAGCCAAUCAGGGGCUUUGGAGGUUCUGCAUCAACCACAAAUGUCAUGCCCACACCAUAACUGUAGCUUUCUGGGAUGCCACCCGGGCCUUCAUGUUGCUGGCGGUGCUGAGCUGCUUCGCUGGGGUCGUGCUCGGCCUCAGCGCCUUCACCAACGGCACCAAGAACAGGAGGGUCCGCACAGGAGGCAUCGCCCUCGUCCUGUCAGGCUUCCUGGCUCUGCUGGCUUUGGCGAUCUACACCGGAGUGACGGUCACUUUCUUUGGCAAACGCUUCUUGGACUGGCGCUUCUCCUGGUCCUACAUCAUCGGCUGGGUGGCCAUCAUCCUGGCUUUCGCAGCAGGUGUGUUUCAGCUGUGUGCUUACCAGAGAACCUCUGCAGACCCUGCUCCUUCAAAUAACCCCGACACCUGA
This is a messenger RNA of Paralichthys olivaceus (Japanese flounder), 525 nucleotides long. It is a transcript of the gene lim2.2, whose product is annotated as lens intrinsic membrane protein 2.2. The record is from RefSeq and is a predicted model, not a curated record. NCBI's taxonomy places the organism in Eukaryota, Metazoa, Chordata, Actinopteri, Pleuronectiformes, Paralichthyidae. Gene Ontology annotation, cellular component: plasma membrane. Gene Ontology annotation, molecular function: structural constituent of eye lens.